Molecule: messenger RNA, 2965 nt
Organism: Argiope bruennichi
Lineage: Eukaryota; Metazoa; Arthropoda; Arachnida; Araneae; Araneidae
Exons: 5
Coding region: 13-2691 (892 amino acids)
Source: RefSeq, a predicted model, not a curated record
AAGGUCACUUUGAUGGAGACAAAAUUUAAUAAAGUUCUGCUGUCAGAUUUUACUAAAUCUGGCUGCUCACGUUUCAUGAACAAAAGAAUGCUCUGUUGCAUGACGUUCUUCAGACACUUUUGCUUGCCAAUUUUCAGCAUGAAUUCAGUGAUUUUAUUAUUUUUUUGUGUUUUGAAUACUGUCUAUGGAAUCUAUAAGAUUCCUGAGCAUGAUGCUUGUGUCCUCAGGGUUCUGCUAUGCGAUGACUUCAUAAAGCCUCUCACACCAGCUGACAAUUCUACAUUAGAAAUGUUUGAAACUAUAGGACAAUUAAAUGCAGUUUGCGACGAGUUAUCAAAAUUUCGAAUUUGUUUGAAAAAUGCAGAAAUUUUUUGUACGGAACAUUCUGACUUGGACGUUGGAUUUGAAUUACUUAAGAAUAGAAAAUUAGCGUUUGAUUUGUGCGUGCGGGGCUCUGCUCACCAACACGUGUAUAUGAUGGUGGAAGGAUGCGUUAACAAAUAUUCCCAUUCUGCCGUCGAAUUCUGUACCGAUAAAGCAGUCGAAACUGUAGGUUUGGAUUUCAGCUUGGGUGACUAUGAAAGUGAGUGUAGAUUUCUUGGAGAAAUACAGCAUUGUCACAUAGCAGUAGUCUCAGAUCAAUGCGGAAAUAUUGCUGGAAAUUUAUUGGAGAAGUUGGUUGUCUUUCGCGGAGAAAGGGAUUUCAUGUGUAUCGGAUACGAAAACGAGAAACUCAAAAAUUUAGAAGAAUUUGACGCUACCAUGGAUUCUUAUGUUCAACAGUACAGAAAUAGGGACUACGAAAUUGAAAAGGAAGACGAAGCUGAAAGAAUCGAUGGAUUGAAAAAAUUUAAAACAUUACACGAAGAUUUUCAAGAUCAAACUUCAAGUAAAUUUCAACCACGAGUUCCUCCCGUGUCUGUUGAAGACUGUGCUUCUGUGAAAGAGUGCGAUAGUCAUAAUGAACGUCCUCUCAGUCCAAAAAUCUCGGGUAGCACUAAAAAGCCGUCACCGUGCUCCUGUUUGUCGCAUCAAGAAAUUUUACAUUCAAAUAUGCCUCAAUACGCAGCUGAGGAUUCGAAACGAUUUUAUGAGCAACAGAAUGACAGAGUUUUAUCUAAUGAAAACUAUGCCUGUGAAAUGAAGGCGUCGUUUCUUUUGACAGGAAUUCUCUCAAAUAGUGAAGAUUGUCAUCUUGUAUUUGGCGAAGCGGAUAUAUUAUGGGAUGCCUAUUCUCCCUUGAAAGAUGUAUUCUGUGCAUGGAUGGUGAAUGAGGCUGCACCGACCCAUCUUUUCAACUGUUCGAUUCUAAUUGAUGAUUCUGUACUGGUGAGAGAAGUUUGUAAAAGAAAAAUGGAAUGCGACUUGCCUUUCAAAGCUAUUCUUGCUGUGUAUGAAACUGUGAACGAAAGAGAAGUUAAGAGAGUAGCGGAACUGAGCAUACACAGUCUCCUAAAAUAUUCUCCCACACAUGAAAGAAGCCUGGACAAGGUGAUCAAUUUCUUUAAAAAGCAUGAGCACGAUAUUCGAUACUCAUGUUCAGAGCAGCUUGAAGAACAGAUCCAUUCUACAAGCAGAAAAGGACUCGUGCCAUCGGAUAUCAAUAUGCAUGGCACGAUAAAUGAAAGUUUUGGUCAGAAAUACAAUUUUUACGAUCCUGAAUACCCAGAAUACCCCAUAGAUACCGAAAUACACUUGCUAUCUGGAAAUAAUCUUGAAAGUGAAAUGGAAAUUGAGGAUAAAUUCCCACCUCAGAAUGAUGAGGGAAAUUUGAACCCCUUCUUAAACGAUGAAAUAUUCUCCGAAAAGAAUUUGAAGGAACCCUUUACUCUGUAUCCUUCUGCAUCGUCAGAACUUUCAUCCCAAUCAUACCGGCCAUAUGAGCUGUUUCGUCCUCGUCUGGGUGAAACGUCGGAAAAUGGAGACCAAGAUUUAGGAAUAAAAGAUGUUCCAGAAAGUGACACGAUCCCAGAUAUGCUAUCAUUUGAAGAUUAUAUGCAAAAUGGUUAUCUGGAUACUGAAGAAAUUUGCCCAGCACUGCCAGAAAAUGUUUCAAAACUCACUAACAAGCUUGACAAGAAAAAAUAUAUGUACAUUUCUAAGAGGGAAGAUGUUUCGUUAAGGAAAGCCGGAGAAUCGGAGGAUACCAACACAGACGAUCAACAAAAUGAAGAAAUCUAUACUGUAACUACAAGUUCUGAAAUAGAAACGACUAGCGGACCCGAUGAUAUGAUAGUGUAUGAAUAUGAAACUGCACAAAGUCUAGAAGAAGAUCCUCAUAUUUCGAAUACAAGACAUGAUUUUGCUGAAGUUCCACAAAGGAAUGAUAUGAAGAGUUUGAAGUUUGGAAAGGACUCUGCUAUGAAAUCUACAAAGGCUAGAAGUUCAAGAAUUGAUUUUAUAAAAUUGAUCUCUGAUUAUCAAAAUAAUAAGUACUCGUUUCCUGAUAAAUUUGCCGAAGCUUCAACCAACCGUAAGGCAAUUCCUGAAGAAAAGGAAUUUUCACCGAAAUCAAAAAAUUUUUCUAAAAGAUCAGAUAAAAAAGAUUCAAUUAAAAUGAGGGAAAAAUUCAUCAAUACUUUCGAAAUAUUGGCAAAAAUUAAAAUGGAUUUGAGGAGGAUACUUCAGAUGCUCAACGAAACUGGAAUGAAAAACAGCAAAAGUACAAGUCCGGGAAAAUACGAAUUAUAAAUAACGGUUCUUCUCGUCUUUCAGAAAUGCAUAUCUUAAACAUUUAUCCAACAGAGUACCAAUAAUGACUGACGAGUCGAAUUGUUUUUACUGUUAUUUUAAAGACAUCUUAUUGGUCUGUUCAUUCUUUUUAAUCUGUAGGAUUAUUAACAUUAUAGGUUUUCUAACUUAUUUUCUCCUUUGUUUCCUUCUACAGAUUUCUUAUUUGUCAAUAAAAUUAUCUGUAUUUGUAUUAAUAAUUCUUGUUUAUAAUAAAUGAACUGCCGCCAAUAAA